This is a messenger RNA of Vitis vinifera (wine grape), 2018 nucleotides long. RefSeq names its product protein METABOLIC NETWORK MODULATOR 1. The record is from RefSeq and is a predicted model, not a curated record. The transcript has 4 exons. Lineage: Eukaryota; Viridiplantae; Streptophyta; Magnoliopsida; Vitales; Vitaceae. Bases 496 to 1740 code for a protein of 414 amino acids.
UCAAAUUUUCCAUGAAAAAUUAGAUCACCUUCACGAGUAGCAGAGCUUCGUGGGUCUCAAUUCUUGGACAAUCCAAUUCGCCAGCAGUUCCCAAAUUUGAUUGGUGAAUAGGUGACCCGCUGGGACCCAUCACUAUGCGAACAUCUGAAUACGCGUCAAUCUCUGAUUGGGCACAUCGGCACUCAAUGUGAGAGUCUCUGUGACUGUAUAAAUCCAUUUGGUCCCAUCGACCUUUUCCCUCUCGCCUCCCACGUUGCUGUUCACUUCUGAGAGCACGAAGCCAAAACCCCCAAAACGUUUCAGGCUAUCCUGGCAUCAUGAAAGACAAUUCUAGGGUUUCCAAGCUCUUCUCUCAUAUCCCUCUCACCUCGUUCUCAUUUGGGACACCAGAAAGGUUUUCUUUUUAUAGACAUUCAUUGUAAGACUAAGAGAUAAAGUGUUCAGAACAAAUAAUAGAAAAUCUUGUGGGAAAGGCAAGUUACUUCAUUCCCAAAGAUGAAUGAAGCUAACCAAGGAAGCAACCCUGAUUUUCCUGGAAAUUUCCCAGUAAAGCGCAAAAGGGGUCGUCCUCGAAAGGAUCAGAGUAAAAAACGUGGUGAAAAUGCUCAUAUUCCACCUGGAUUUGAGGGGGCGGAUGCAAACCUGCCCCUUCAGGUAGAACCAAUUAAUGUUGUAAAUGAUGCUAUGGUGGGCCAGGUAGUUUCUGGAGUAGUUGAUGCAUCAUUUGAUGCAGGUUACUUGCUUACUGUUAGGGUUGGCAACUCUGACACCAUUCUGAAGGGUGUUGUUUUCAAGCCAGGACGUUAUGUUCCUAUAUCAUCUGAAAAUGAUGUGGCCCCACAUGUUCAAAUGAUCCGGAGGAAUGAGAUUCACCUCCCAGCUGGAAACCAAUCACAGGAGCAAGGCUAUAACCCUCAAGCCAGAGAGCGGAAUGAGCAGCAUGGUAAUUUUCAGGGAAAUAACACUGCUCAUCCAUGGAAUGGAUUACCACCUGCUAACCAUGUGCCUAGGGUGGUACCCCGAGCUGCUAAAGUAGCAGUGUCAAAAGGGAAACAAGUGCAAACAGUGGUCACCCAGACUGUUGCUCAUCCAGUGGGUGAAAGAGGCACCUUGGUCCCUGUUAUACUCCCACCUGCUAGUCAAUCUAAUGAGGCGCCUCCUGUGAACCUAGUACCUCCACCCGAUAUCCAAGCUGCAAAUCCAGCGGCAUCAAAAGGCAAGCAAGUGCUGGCAGCUGCACUCCAAGGUCCUCAUUCAUCAAAUGGCUCAACGUCCAACAGCCAGAUCUCUGCAGUUGCAAAGGUCAUGAAAAACGAAGAUACUUUUCAUCAAACCCCUGCUGAGGUUGUGUAUGAUGCUGAAUGCAGAUCAAUGCGAAUGCCUAACAUGCCCUUUGAGACACUGCUGGGUGAAGUUGUUAAAAGAAUUCAAGUCCCUUCACAAUCAGAGGGCCAGAUUCAGGAUUCUGGCCGCAACUUGGAGGAAGGACAUAAUAUGAAUCAAGCCCUCAUAGUCAAACCCCUCCAAGCUGUACAGCCAAACCAUCAUGACCACACUGAAUCUGCUCCCCGACAUCUGGACAACAACAUGACCAGCAGAAUGACUGAGUUGUUGCAGGCUUUGCCAGAUUAUGUAAGGGAGAGUCAGGUACCUGGAGUUCAGGAUGCAGCUACUAGCUCUGGACAUGAUUUUGAUGAACCAAGGAACCAGGAAGAGGCUACUGGAGAUUCACUACAAUAAAAUUGUGAAGGCAUCAGGUGUUGGAUCCCAUUAGAUUCCAACUUGAUCAGGAAAUACACCCCUCUGCUUCUCAUGUUACCUGCAGUGAAGUGCUGUGCUGGAGCAAUCUGGUCAAACAAUUCAACUCUGUAAAAGGUUUGUGAAUUAAGAACAAUUAAAGGGCUGCAGAGGAUCAUUAUUUAAACCUUGGGUUUCAGAAUACCCAGUGCUAUUUAAUAGUAACCUUUUCAGUUUGUAACUAAAUACAGACAAAUUGCCUGAUUACAGUUUUGUUGUCA